Pogonomyrmex barbatus (red harvester ant) is the source of this 3993-nucleotide messenger RNA. RefSeq names its product Adenylyl cyclase X D (gene ACXD). Lineage: Eukaryota; Metazoa; Arthropoda; Insecta; Hymenoptera; Formicidae. Gene Ontology annotation, molecular function: adenylate cyclase activity. Gene Ontology annotation, biological process: cyclic nucleotide biosynthetic process; adenylate cyclase-activating G protein-coupled receptor signaling pathway; intracellular signal transduction. Gene Ontology annotation, cellular component: plasma membrane. The record is from RefSeq and is a predicted model, not a curated record.
AGAGGGAUAAAGUUGCAGGGAGAACCCAUUUCGAGUGGCCCAUUUCUCUUAUCACGAUAAGCCUGGGCUUGGCUCGACGUGACUAUCACGGAAACCCGGCGUUCGGGGUGAUUCACUUUUCGAUUGCAAUUCAUCGCGAUCGGUCUCCAGUCGCGGAUCCACCGUCGCGAUGAGUACGACAGCCGCGAGCUCGCUGCCGCCGCCAUUGUCGUCGUGUCAUGACCGUCAUCGACAUGGAUGAUCUGAAGCCGGCCAGCAACGAGACCAGGAUGGACGUGGAAUUGGUGACCCGUGCGUCAUUGAGUUCGCUGCAGAAGGUGGACGACGGUCGUAUCGUCUCCCCGAACAGCUUCGAGGAGUGGACGUUGUCUAGGCUGAAGAAAAUAUUCAAACGCAAGAAUUUAGAAAAGCUAUACACGAUUUACCAGAGGAGGUUACAAUAUGGUUUUCUCUCGAUAUUCGUCGUACUGCAAUUCUUACUUGGACUUACAUAUUGCUUGUUUCUGAUCAAAAUGGUUGAAAUAAAGGAAUGCAUACUGGAUAUCGUAGUCUACUGCAUCGUGGGCGCUCUAUUGUGUCCUAUGAUCGCCCUGUCGUUCCGAUUAAGGAUCAUUGCCAAAAACACCUAUUUACCAGCCAUGCUGUCCUGGAUGAUCGUCAUACUUCUGGUCGUCGGUGACCUGGCUAUUCCUCUGUAUUACAUUACCGACCACGAGAACAGUCGGCCGAUAAGACCAGCGUACGCGACGCACACGCUUCUCGCGUGCUACGUAUUCCUGCCGAUCACAAAAAAUUCGCAUGCUUUCAUACUCGGCCUUACGACCACCACGUGCUAUCUGGCGAUUCUGUCGUUAAUCACCUACAGCAACACCGAUUACGUUACCAAGAUCGCCACCGAGAUGAUAUACUUCGUCUGCGUGAACGGGCUGGGGCUCUACUUCAGGUUUAUGAAUGAGGUCGUCAUCAGGCGCUCCUUCCUGGACCGCCGGAAGUGCGUCGAAUCCACGCUCAGGCUCAACUACGAGAAGGAUCAAGAAGAGCAAUUGACACGAAGUAUACUGCCACAACACAUAGUGGCGAAAAUCAAAAAGGACUUCCGGGACAUCUCCAAGUUCAUAGAGGAGCACAAGAAAAGUCCUCCGCCGAAAGGCAGGCCGCACAGGUACGACUCUCUCGUAAAAAAUUGGAAGUUGUUCCAUUAUUCCAAUUUAAUCGUUACAUUUCAAUUGUCUCUGUUCAGCGAUCUGUGCGUGGAGACGCACGACAACGUGAGCAUCCUGUAUGCGGACGUGGUGAAUUUCUCCGGGUUGACGGUGACGCUGCCGAUACGGAAACUCGUGGAGACGCUGAACGACCUGUUCGGCAGCUUCGACGAGGCCUCCGAGCGGCACAAUGUGCUGAGAAUCAAAUUUCUGGGCGACUGCUACUACUGCGUGAGCGGCGUGCCCACGCCGAACUCCCAGCAUGCCAAGAGUUGCGUUGAUCUCGGCCUCGAUAUGAUAAAGAUCAUCAACGAGGUGAGGGCGCGUCUCUAUCGCGAGAGUGGAGUGGACGUGAACAUGAGGAUCGGCGUACACUCGGGCAACAUAAUAUCCGGAAUCUUGGGCAUGAACAAGUGGCAGUACGACGUUUGGUCCCGCGAUGUGGUGAUAGCGAACAAGAUGGAGCAGACCGGGAAGCCCGGAAAGGUCCAUGUAACUCAGCAGACCUUGGAUCUCAUAAACGCGAGCGAUUACAACUACAUCCCGGUCGAGAGGUUGGAUGACGAAGUCCUGCAAAAAUACAGAAUACGCAGCUAUCUCAUCACGCCGUCUUUACCGGAAACGCCGAUACCAUCGCUGACGCGCGAGAACAGUUUGAAGACCGUUAGUCCGGACACGCCGACUCUGUCAUAUACAACGCCUAACAAGCACUACGUCAAGUUCAACAAUGGGCGUUCCAACACCAUCAUCAACACCAUUUCCAGGACGAAGUUGAUGAUGAACAAUCAAGCGGACGUUUUCGCGAGCACUUACAGACGGAGAACGCACUUCAUGGAUUCCUGCCUACGGGAUUACCAUCUGAUGCUGAAAGCGGCGGACGCCGAGAUGGAGAACGCUAUCAAUCAAAUGCCUCUCAACAAAUGGGAACAAUGGAGCAACUGGAAGCAUAUAAAUCCGCUCUUCCUCACAUUUCGGCAAUGGAGCUGGGAGAUUCCAUUUCUGCGCGAACCAGACCCCCUUUUUAAGUUUUACAUCGGCUGCUCCACCUUCGUGCUUGUUUUCAUGGCCUUAAUGUAUCUCGUGCCCACAUUUAUGUUUUCUCAAUGGCAUCUGGGCACAAUUGUCGGUUACUCGUCGGCGAUAAUGUUCCUGAUCGCUCUAAUACCUCUCACAUGGAUGCACUUCGUGUGGAAUCGCUGCAAGGACCCCCACGACGAGCACGAGGGCCACGUUCCCCAUCCGCGGAACAAACUGCUAUAUUUUUUUUAUCAAACAAGCGUGAAGGUUGUAUGGAGCGCUCUUCUGAGAACAAUCUUGUACCUGGUGAUUACAAUAAUGCUGGCAGCAUGCGCCAUGUUUGACAUGAUCUUCGAUUACAAAAAUGAGGAUCACUUAUUGGACAAUAACGUAACGUCCAGCAUGUCGGACGACGGCGCCUCCAAGUUAGAACGCAUAUCUACACCUUGGCAAAUGACACAGACCUGCUCGUUGGCGAUCCUCACGAGUUUCCUCUUUCUGAGGGUUCACUACGCCUUGAAAUUUAUAAUAGGCAUCUGCGUGGUGGCCUUUUACGCGUGGAACGUUUGGGUGUAUCGGUCUAACAUAUUUCAGUCGAGCGACACGUGGAAUCCUCAAUUGGAUCCGAGACUGGCACAUAUAUUCACGAUAUUGUUUCUCACGUUCUCCUUACAUCUUAUCGAUCGUCAGGCAGAGUACUUGAGCAGGUUGGAUUACCAAUGGAAGCGUCAGCUGACGAAAGAACAGAACGAAGCAUUUCACACGAGGAACGCCAACAAGCUUCUACUUCGUAACAUCCUGCCGGAACACGUUGCGGACUUUUAUUUGAACAUGAAUCGAACCGAGGAGAACGAGCCUUAUCACGAGGCCCAUAACAACGUCGCCGUGAUGUUCGCCUCUCUGACGGAGCUGUCGAUCGACGAGAGCAACAUUCUUAGCGAUUUGAACGAGAUUAUCUGCGAAUUUGACAAGCUGCUCUUCGACCCCUGCUUUAUGUAUCGCAUAGAGAAAAUAAAGGUCGCCGGAAUAACGUAUAUGGCUGCCUGCGGAUUGGAAGCGAGUCGACGCGAUUCAAUGCGCAGCACCGAGAGCGAUGAGAAUUGCAGCGACAAUGUGGUCAAGGUGAUGGCGCAAUUUGCCGUACAAAUGAUGUCCGUGCUCGAUAAAAUGAACGCGAGAUCGUUUACCAUGUCGAAACCUCACAAAUUAAGGAUCGGAAUUUCUCAUGGAGAGGUGACGGCCGGCGUCGUAGGGGCUCAAAAGCCAUUGUACGACAUUUGGGGCGACGCUGUAAAUAUGGCGUCCAGGAUGGAUACCACUGGAUUACCAGGAAAGAUACAGGUGACAGCGGAUACAGCCACCGUUUUGGAACAGCAAGGUGUCAAGUGUCACUUACGCGGCGAGACGUAUGUCAAGCCGAAAGGAGAAGUCACGACGUAUUUCGUAGGUAUCGACAAGAUGGGGAUGUUGGAGAAAGUUGCGGAGGAAGAGAGUACUAGUUUGUGACAAACGAUAAACGAUAAUUCGAAUUAACUUUAGCGAUCAAGAUAUCCCGAUAAAUCGUCUAAAGCGCGCAGGGUGUAGCCGAACGAUUGCUUUCGUCCAUCAUGCCCGCUCCUAAUGUUUAGAACAAUGAAGAGUUGGCAUUAAAAAUUAAAAAAAAGGUAAAGAGAGGUUCUCGUUCUGAAAAUACAUCUUUAGCCAUAUCCAAUCGAAUUUAAUGUGCGAAUUAUCAUUAGCUACGCCCUGUUACGUUCGAGCGGAGCAGGAAAAA